UUUGUCAAAAAGGUCCAACAGUAUGAAUAUUAGUGCAAGUCCUUUUGAGAACGACGUGUUUUCAAUUGAAAAAUGGAAUUUCUACUACAGUGAAUUGUAUCUGCCAAACACAAUUCUCAUUGCUAUCGGACUCAUUGUGGGAAUUUCUGGCAAUGCAUUUGUUAUUUUUGUGUAUCAAAGAGGAUUAAAGAACAAGGGACAGGGACGAUUCUUCAUACCGAUCUUGGCAACCGUAGACUUGGCGUCUGUUACUGCAUGUUCUAUUUAUAACAUUGUACAAAUUACUAGGCAUGUGACAUUCCCAGGGACUUUGAUUUGUAGAUUUUUUGUAUAUAUAAUUCGGGUGAUUUUGGCUCACUCGACCAUGAUUAUGACAGCCAUUGCAGUGACCAGGUGUCUAAAGAUUUGUCAAAUUAUUAAUCAUAAAAUUAGAACUUUUCAUUUGUGGAUUUUCAUUGCAAGUGCGGGGAUAUUUAGUUUCAUCAGUAACAUCCCUGUCCUAUUUGCCUUCGGAGUUGUUGAAGUAUACAAGAAAAAUGUUACUGGGUACAUGUGUAAGGAAAUCGAUGAUGAGGCACAUAUACUGGAUAAAGGAAAUAUGAUAUUUGUAGGACUUUUUCAUGGGGCAAAUAUUCUUAUUAUAACUGUCUCGUAUGUGUUAAUUGCAAUCCGAAUCUUCAACAUCCACCGCCGACAAAACACAUCCAAAAUGGAUACCACCGGAUCAGGAGAGACAAUGCAAUCGAGUCCGACUGUCAAACGGAGGCCGAAAUCUUUAUGGACGUAUCGAUUGACUCUGAUGUUUUUCACAAUGCAGCUGUGCAUGUUAACAGCCUUUAUACCCCCUUUUAUAAUAAUAACACAGGAAAUGGCUGAUCGCGACUUUUGGGAAAGGAAACGUGACGAUCUUUCAAAGAACGCUUUUUUAGCAAUGCGGAUGCUUUACUUUACAAAUGCUGUUGUUAAUCCGUUCAUAUAUGGAUUUUUUGACCAUGCAUUUCGAAGAAAACUUGUUGAUAUGGCUUGCAAAACAGAAUAAAUAGAUUAGCCCGAUGAAGGUUGUAUCAAAUUAUUAUCCGAGAUGAAAAUUAAGUUUCUAUUCUCUUUGUAAAGUAUUGCUGUUUCAUGUCCACAAAACUAGGUUAAUGUGGUUUUUUUCUUCAGUUUAUCCAUUAUAGUAUGAGAAAGUCGCGGUACAUGAUUCAAACCCAAGGCUCAACUUCUUAAGCAUGAAUGCCAAAAAGAAAAGAAUUUGGCAAAUUGAAAUGUUAGUUUUUAUGUGCACACUCUUGUUCACCUAUUUUUUUUUUUACAAUUAUAUAUAUAGUUGUCUAGUAAAUAUAUAUUUAUAUGGUGUAAAUCUGUAUACUGUAAUUAUAUGCACUUGUGAUCUGUACUGCUCAAAA
Magallana angulata is the source of this 1406-nucleotide messenger RNA. RefSeq lists its product as uncharacterized. Gene Ontology annotation, cellular component: membrane. The coding region runs from base 23 to 1039 and encodes 338 amino acids. Gene Ontology annotation, molecular function: G protein-coupled peptide receptor activity. NCBI's taxonomy places the organism in Eukaryota, Metazoa, Mollusca, Bivalvia, Ostreida, Ostreidae. Gene Ontology annotation, biological process: neuropeptide signaling pathway. The record is from RefSeq and is a predicted model, not a curated record. The transcript has a single exon.